Molecule: messenger RNA, 8622 nt
Organism: Coregonus sp. 'balchen'
Lineage: Eukaryota; Metazoa; Chordata; Actinopteri; Salmoniformes; Salmonidae
Source: the annotation of a GenBank genome assembly
AUGGAAACCUCUGUUAUUUUUCCUGGAGAGGCUGAAGCAUAUGUCCAAAAUCUGGAAACAUUCUCACUCAGGAACAUUGGCCCUCCAAGGUAUGUCUGUCUAGGAGCUUACGUUAGCUAGCUAACUUACUGUAGCUAGGUAGCUAACCAUGGUAACAAAUAUCCUCUGAGCUAGCCAAAAGUUGCAAGCUAGCUCGCGCUACAGCAGAUUCGUGGCUGCAGUGUUCCAUUCGUUGCUUCUUAUUUGAUUGACAGGUGGUUCAGACAACAUGACUACAUAGAGCAGGGUUCUUCAAUUCCGGUCCUGGAGGGCCGAAACACUUCUGUUUUUUAUUUCUGCCUGGUAGUUAAUUGCACUCACCUGGUGUCCCAGGUCUGAAUUAGCCCCUGAUUAGAAGGAGAGGAUGAAAAACAGAGGUGUUUCGGCCCUCCAGGACCGGAAUUGAAGAACCCUGACAUAGAGAAACUCAACAUGCAGGCGAUAAUGAACGCUUCAGCCACUCAGGAAGAGUUUAUCAAGGAGCUCCUUGUGUCACUGGGAAAGUUAAUAACAGUGUCUUAUGACGUAUCUGUGAAGUCACCUGUAUAGGUAUGUUACUGUUACAUGCUCCGUUUUUUUGUAGACCAAAAAGAUACAGGGCAGGCUACUGCACAUGUAAACAGGUCAUUCAUUGUCCGUUUUCUUCACCCUAGAUCCCCACCCUGGUCCAUGAGAUGAUUCUGGUGGAGCUUUGGAAACAGAAGGUGUUUCCUGUUCUCUGUCAGCUCCAGGACUUCAACCCGAAGAGCACCUUUCCUCUGUACAUGGUGAUGAGUGCAUAAUUGGCAACAAUGUUACAUUUCAACUGGUGAUAUACUGCAGUGCUUGUUGUACCUGUACUCCCUAGAAGUUUCCAUCUAAUCUCCGCCUCUCAUCUGCAGAUUCACCAUGAGGCUACAAUCAUAAACCUGCUUGAGACAAUUAUGUUUCACAAGGUGAGAACGUAUUUGUACCCUUGCCUCAGUACCAGCACCAUUAAUCUGUUUGCAGUGUCUGUCUCAGACAUCACAUAGGCUACAGUUUGUCCUAAAUACAGUCAACGGCGUAACCAGGGUUUGAGUUAGUGAGGUCCAGAAGGACAUUUCUUAAAAGUUUAAGCUAAUUUACUGCAUUUCUAUACAAUUAAAACACUUUUUAAAAUACUAUUUGGAGAACAGCAAAAACAAGCAAAAAUGCCCCAACCAUUAUCACCUCAGUCGAUCUACAAACACAUAGCCUAUUAGCUAUACAAUUGUAAUGUUAUACCCCUGAAAGGGGGGAAAUAUGAGAAAUGAUUCACACUGACACGUAGCAUCAGCGACUGUUCAGUAAGUCGUAAUGAUGAAUGGCAUAAAAUCAUCAACUCUUUACAUAUAUUUAUUUUCUCAAAUUACAUAGCAUUCAAAUUUGUAUUCCUAGGGCAUCACUAAUCAAGCUCCGCACAAACAGAUAUCAAUUGAGCACACAAAUGAUCGUAUUAUCACAUGAAUUAUUAGAAUGUUACUUACGAUUCUGUAUUAAUAUAAGUGAUGUAAUGGUUAAAAAAAAGUGGGCAAUGGGUAAACUAUAAACUCCAGUGGGCGAUCGAGAUAAGACGAACAACCACCUAUUUAAACAAAAACGUAUACAAAUAUUUUUAACUGUAUUGUUUGCAUUUUGAUUGCAUUUUAAUGUAGGCCUAUAGGGAAGAUGUUCAUAUUGAAACAUUUUUUUUUUACUAACUUGUUUGCUAAGAUUAAUACAGAUUUUCUCAGGGGACCCGACCCAAGUUUGGAACCACGUACUACUCUCUCAUUCAGCGCCCUUCAUUGCAGCCUGGCACCACUGUACUAACCCUCUCCUGCCUUGCUGCUCUGCAUGCAUGGCCUGCACCUCACCACUGUACUAACUUCUUCUGUCUCUCUGCUGCUCCGCAGCUGCGCUGCAGCUCACCUGUACUAACCUCUCUCUGUCUCGCUUGCUCAUCAUGCAUUGCAGCCUGCCCGCCUCACACUGAGGGUCACAUCACUGUCUGUCUCAGUAGCCUACUCUCUGUAAAGAAAAGUUAUUAUCAGAAUUUAGUAGCCUAUUUUUUGCUUCUGCUGAGGUAGGCUCCGUUUAACGUUGGUCAGUGCUAUCCGGAAUCCUUGGGACAUCCCUACCAUAAACCUUUACCCCUAACCUAACCAUAACUCUUACCUUAACCAUUUAAAAUGUCAACUUCAAUGGGGCGGGGACAUCCUAAGGAUCUCGGAUAGCAAGGACUGUUUAACUUUAGCUUCUUACUUCAUCCUUCUAGCUUGCUAAGUAAUACCUGCCAGAGCCCUUCAACGUUACUGCAAGCUAGCCACCUGACUGACUGACAUAUCUAUAAGCGACUAUUUACCAGUUGUGCAGUCAUUCUCAGAGAGUCGGUUUUUGUUUGUUUGGGGAUGUCUGUAGACACGGCAGGAGUCACAGGACAGUUUUAAAAUAACCUUUUGUCCGGUAUCUCGCAAACACACUGUCAGCAGUGUCUCUAGUUGCCAACAGCGAGCUGGGGUAGUUUGUUUUACGUCUCAGGCCCUCAGCCUGUGCCGUGAGAGGGCGGAGUUAGCCGUUUGAGAGAGUGGUGAAUGUGCUGUUUAAAAGGCUAAUCUGGGGGACGCAGGCGAACAUAACGAACAAACCGCUGUUCAUGAUUCCACUGGUUUGCAAAGAGGAAGGCACGAUUCGAACUCAGUCAGAUCAAUAAUAUAAGCCGUUCUGAGCUUUGAUCAACGCUGGGAGCAAUAUUAAGAUGCUGACCCGUAAUUGAUUUUGUUUAUUGUGUACAAAAUCUUUUAAAUGUUUUUAUUAGAAACAUUUACCGAGGUCCGGUCUGUCCUCAUAUAGUUAGGGCCUGAAUACAGUUUUUGACUAUGUGUGUUGGUUACAGGACUCCUGUGAGGCAGCAGACGACUCAGUCCUGGACAUGGUGGACUACUGCCACCGCAAACCUACCCUCCCGGCCAGCAGAGCAUCCAGGGAUGACACUCCAACCCAGGGCAGACUCAGUCACACAGAGAGUGGGGACUCAUCCUCUGUACAGGUACAGGAUGGAUUCCUCUUUACAGGAGCUGUCUGGGUUCCAGUUACUACAACAUAGGCAGGCCAUUGCAAGUCAGGAUAGUGUAGUUGCUUUGGUCGGUGGUGUGGAUUGUAAAUGUUCUGUUGUGCUGUGUGUCUGAUGCAGGAUUUGCAGGGGCAGAAUGCGGCACUAGAGUUUGAAAUUUCCCUCAAGGCUCUGUCUGUCCUGCGUUACAUCACUGAUCAUACUGACAGGUGGGAGAGUCACAUGUAAGAUCUUAAUUUGGUCACCCUGUUGCAGGAUAACUUUCUUGCAAUGCGGGAAAUGUAAAACUUGUAGUGUAUUUGAGGUUUAAAAAAGCUUCUGAACUCCUACAAAAAUUUCAUGAAUUCUAAUCCACAAAAUAAUUCACAUUUCCUGUUGUAGCAAACUGGCUCAAAUUAAGAUCUUACAUCUGUAUCAUUUUUCAGAUACUUUACAUACUAUCAGAAUAGAAGAGUGAUACUGUUAGAUACUUUUUUUCCAGUUGUCGUGGUGAAAAGGCUUGUUUGUGCUUUCUCUCACACUCAGUAUAGUGUAUAAGAGUGUGCACCAACUCACUGUGUGUGUCAGCUGUGAGACCCCUGGAGUCGUACCUGCUGUGCAGUGAGAACCUCAUACAACUGACCCUGUGUUUGUCAAAAACAACAGUACAAAUGAGCUGGAGAAGCAUCGGGCCAAUUAUAUAACCUGCAAGAGAUCCUGGGUAAAAUGAGCAAUAACUAUUGAGGGUUGGGCGGCUAAUUUCAGAUGGGCGGUGUACAGGUGCAGUGAUCGGUAAGGUGCUCUGACAACUGAUGCUAAAGUUUAGUGAGGAGAUAAGUGUCUCCAGCUUCAGAGAUUUUGCAAUUUGUUCCAGUCAUUGGCAGCAGAGAACUGGAAGGAAUUGCGGCCAAAGGAGGUGUUGGCUUUGGGGAUGACCAGUGAGAUAUACCUGCUGGAGCGCAGACUACAAGUAUUCUUGCAAAUUGACAAAUCAUACAAUUUCCACAUACCCCCAUCUACAUACAUUAUAUACAACAUAUGCCAUUUAGCAGUCACUUUUGUCCAAAGCGAGUUACAGUCAUACAUGCAUACUUUUUUUUAUAUAUGGCUGGUUGUGGAAAUCGAACCCACUAUCCUGGCGUCGCAAGCGCCAAGCUCUACCAACUGAGCUACAGAGGACCAUCUAUGGGAUAAUACAAUUAUCCUGCAACGUGGUCCUCUGUAGCUCAGCUGGUAGAGCACGGCGCUUGUAACGCCAUAAUAACAUUAUGUCAAAACAAUGGGUGUCUUUUUACCUACAAUGCCUUCAGAAAGUAUUCAUACCCCUUGACUUAUCCACAUUUUGUUGUGUUACAGCCAGAAUAAUACAAAAAAGAACAUCUCAUCCAUCUACACAGAAUGCCUCAUUUUGACAAAGUGAAAACAUGUUUUAAGCAAAUUUAUUGAAAAUGAAAUACAGAAAUAUCUCAUUUACAUAAUUAUUUACAGUGAGGGGGAAAAAGUAUUUGAUCCCCUGCUGAUUUUGUGCGUUUGCCCACUGACAAAGAAAUUAUCAGUCUAUAAUUUUAAUGGUAGGUUUAUUUGAACAGUGAGAGACAGAAUAACAUUAAAAAAAAUCCAGAAAAACGCAUGUCAAAAAUGUUAUAAAUUGAUUUGCAUUUUAAUGAGGGAAAUAAGUAUUUGACCCCCUCUCAAUCAGAAAGAUUUCUGGCUCCCAGGUGUCUUUUAUACAGGUAACGAGCUGAGAUUAGGAGCACACUCUUAAAGGGAGUGCUCCUAAUCUCAGCUUGUUACCUGUAUAAAAGACACCUGUCCACAGAAGCAAUCAAUCAAUCAGAUUCCAAACUCUCCACCAUGGCCAAGACCAAAGAGCUCUCCAAGGAUGUCAGGGACAAGAAUGUAGACCUACACAAGGCUGGAAUGGGCUACAAGACCAUCGCCAAGCAGCUUGGUGAGAAGGUGACAACAGUUGGUACGAUUAUUCGCAAAUGGAAGAAACACAAAACAACUGUCAAUAUCCCUCGGCCUGGGGCUCCAUGCAAGAUCUCACCUCGUGGAGUUGCAAUGAUCAUGAGAACGGUGAGGAAUCAGCGCAGAACUACACGGGAGGAUCUUGUCAAUGAUCUCAUGGCAGCUGGGACCAUAGUCACCAAGAAAACAAUUGGUAACACACUACGUCGUGAAGGACUGAAAUCCUGCAGCGCCCGCAAGGUCCCCCUGCUCAAGAAAGCACAUAUACAGGGCCGUCUGAAGUUUGCCAAUGAACAUCUGAAUGAUUUAGAGGAGAACUGGGUGAAAGUGUUGUGGUCAGUUGAGACCAAAAUGGAGCUCUUUGGCAUCAACUCAACUCGCCGUGUUUGGAGGAGGAGGAAUGCUGCCGAUGACCCCAAGAACACCAUCCCCACUGUCAAACAUGGAGGUGGAAACAUUAUGCUUUGGGGGUGUUUUUCUGCUAAGGGGACAGGACAACUUCACCGCAUCAAAGGGACGAUGGACGGGGACAUGUACCGUCAAAUCUUGGGUGAGAACCUCCUUCCCUCAGCCAGGGCAUUGAAAAUGGGUCGUGGAUGGGUAUUCCAGCAUGACAAUGACCCAAAACACACGGCCAAGGCAACAAAGGAGUGGCUCAAGAAGAAGCACCUUAAGGUCCUGGAGUGACCUAGCCAGUCUCCAGACCUUAAUCCCAUAGAAAAUCUGUGGAGGGAGCUGAAGGUUCGAGUUGCCAAACGUCAGCCUCGAAACCUUAAUGACUUGGAAAAGAUCUGCAAAGAGGAGUGGAACAAAAUCCCUCCUGAGAUGUGUGCAAACCUGGUGGCCAACUACAAGAAACAUCUGACCUCUGUGAUUGUCAACAAGGGUUUUGCCACCAAGUACUAAGUCAUGUUUUGCAGAGGGGUCAAAUACUUAUUUCCCUCAUUAAAAUGCAAAUCAAUUGAUAACAUUUUUGACAUGUGUUUUUCUGGAUUUUUGUUGUUGUUAUUCUGUCUCUCACUGUUCAAAUAAACCUACCAUUAAAAUUAUAGACUGAUCAUGUCUUUGUCAGUGGGCAAACGUACAAAAUCAGCAGGGGAUCAAAUACUUUUUUCCCUCACUGUACAUUUACAUUUUAGUCAUUUAGCUGACGCUCAGGAGCAAUUAGGGUUAAAUGCCUUGCUCAAGGGCACAUCGGCAGAUUUUUCACCUAGUCGACUCGGGGAUUAGAACCAGCGACCUUUCGGUUACUGGCACAACGCUCUUAACCACUAAGUUACUCCCCUGAGUCAAUACUUUGUAGAAGCACCUUUGGCAGCGAUGACAACUGUGGGUCUUUCUGGGUAAGUUUAUAAGCUUUCCACACCUGGAUUGUGUAACAGUUGCCCAUUAUUAUUUUCAAAAUUCUUCAAGCUCUGUCAAAUUGAUUGUUGAUCAUUGCUAGAUAAUUAUUUUCAGGUCUUGCCAUAGAUUUUCAAGUACAUUGUCUUCAGAAAGUAUUCAAACCCCUUGACUUUCAAUUAGAUUUAAGUCAAAACUGUAACUCGGCUACUCAGGAACAUUCACUGUCUUCUUGGUAAGCAACUCCAGUGGCCUUGUGUUUUAGGUUAUUGUCCUGCUGAAUGGUGAAUUCAUCUCCCAGUGUCUGGUGGAAAGCAGACUGAACCAGGUUUUCCUCUAGGAUUUUACAAGAAGCCACCACUAUGCUUGAAAAUAUGGAGAGCGGUACUCAGUAAUGUGUUGUAUUGGAUUUGCCCCACACAUAACACUUUGUAUUCAGGACAAAAAGUUAACUGCUUUGCCACAUUUUUGCUGUAUUACUUUAAUGCCUUGUUGCAAACAGGAUGCAUGUUUUGGAAUAUUUGUAUUCUGUACAGGCUUCCUUCUUUUCACUUUGUCAAUUAGGUUAGUAUUGUGGAGUAACUUCAAUGUUGUUGAUCCAUCCUCAGUUUUCUCCUAUCACAGCCAUUAAACUUUGUAACGGUUUUAAAGUCACUAUUGGCCUCAUGGUGAAAUCCCUGAGCGGUUUCCCUCCUCUCUGGCAACUGAGUUAGGAAGGACGCCUGUAUCUUUGUAGUGACUGGGUGUAUUGAUACACCAUCCAAAGUGUAAUUAAUAACUUCACCAUGCUCAAAGGAAAAUUCAAUGUCUGCUUUUUUUAUUUGACCAAUCUAUCAAUAGGUGCCCUUCUUUGCGAGGCAUUGGAAAACCUCCCUGGUCUUUGUGGUUGAAUCUGUUCACUGCUCGACUGAGGGACCUUACAGAUAAUUGUAUCUGUGGGGUACAGAGAUGAGGUAGUAAUUCAAAAAUCAUGUUAAACACUAUUAUUCAGUCCAUGCAACUUAUUAUGUGACUUGUUAAGCAAAUUUUUACUCCUGAACUUAUUUAGGCUAGCCAUAACAAAGGGGUUGAAUACUUAUUGACUAAAGAUAUUUCAUCUUUUCAUUUUGUAUUAAUUUGUAAAAAUGUUGAAAAACAUAAUUCCACUUUGACAUAAUGGGGUAUUAUGUGUAGGCCAGUGACAAAAAACCCUCAAUUUAUUCCAUUUAAAAUACAAAAUGUGGAAAAAGUCAAUGGGUGUGCAUACUUUGUGAAGGGAUCAUCAACUAGCGGAUGUUCAGGGGGCCGGAACAUAAUGACAAAUAAUUUGUAGACUGCAAAUUGACGGCAAGAAGCCCAAACAGAUAUAAUAUUUGACAAAAACAUGCGUGGGAAUACUUGGGAACAGAUUUCCAAAAUUAAAAUGACUUAGAGCUGAUUUCCUGGUGUUUUUACAGUCUUUUAUGUUCAACAAUGAAAAAUCGAAAUAGUUUUUUUUCUCCAUUUUUUUACUUGGGAGCGUGGGGGGGGCAAAUAAAACCAUUUGGGCCAUGGGCCGCCAGUUGGGGAACCCUGGCCUGGUUGUUACAGUGUAGAAGACCCACAUAUCACUACCUGUCCUUUGUCUCCCUCUACAGGAGAGAUAGAGAAGUACAUGAAUGGAAAGUGGCAAAAGGUUCCAUCUGAAUGAAGACUGUCUGAAGAUGACUAAUUGGGGUCUGGAUUGCUCUGUACAACCUGGUGCUAAAGGAAGACUGCCAAAGGAAAUAUGACUUCAACAACUUCAACAAGAACCAUCUCUUAAAGGUACAGUAGCCUCAGCCAGUACUGGCGCUUCUGACAAGAGUGGCCUCUGAACCCUAACUGUCAAAACUAUAGCUCAGGAAGAAUGUCUGUGCAUUGUCCUUCAAAAUCUUUUCUUAUCUCCCCUCCAAUUAGAAGACAGAUGAAGUAUCCAGUUACUGUUUUGACUGGUGUUUUCUCUUACUAUUAUUUCCAUGAUUGACUCUCCUUCCUGAACGUACGUGAGGAUAGAAUUAUGAGCUCUGGGAACUUUGCAGGAUGCAUAGGUGGUCUAUCAGACAGACCACAAUGCAGACCGCAGUACAAUAAAAGUCUAACUCAAACUGAAACUUAAACCAUGAAAUGUCUGAAAAUCACCCUAUAUAUUUUGUGUGUAGCUACGAGGUUUCCUGACGGAAGUGUUAAUUGACCAGCUGCCCAACCUGGUGGAGCUCCAGCGCUUCCUCAGUCACCUCAUU